Messenger RNA from Chlamydomonas reinhardtii, 4077 nucleotides. RefSeq lists its product as uncharacterized. The record is from RefSeq and is a predicted model, not a curated record. Lineage: Eukaryota; Viridiplantae; Chlorophyta; Chlorophyceae; Chlamydomonadales; Chlamydomonadaceae. Bases 249 to 3227 code for a protein of 992 amino acids. The transcript has 7 exons.
GCUAUGCUACUACAUUAAUCAGUGUCUACUGUCUCUCAACGCGGAAAAACUCAGGAAGCUUUGUGCGGCGGGCGUUCAUACUGUUUCCGUAUGAAUAACAUGAUAACAAACAAUAGUAAAGCAAGUCUAUAGCCCCUAGUUUGCGAACUUGCCACACCUUAGUGUGCCUGUAUGGCUCACCAUUUCGUCGCGUCUUGGGCCUAGUGGCGCAUAGGGCACUACGUGAGUGGAGGUGGCAUUAAGGCCAAAUGGAGCAAGCAGAAGGAAGUGGGAAGGUGUCCACCCUGGCGCAUUCGCGGCCACCUGUGGUUCCCAAAAAGACAGAUGCUGGUGUCAAGACCGCAAAAGUGUCUGGCAGCGGCGGGGUACGCCCACCGUCAGCGGGCUUAUCUGCGUGGGAGGAUGCUGCAGGCCCCCACGACUGCGACCUUCUCGCCUAUUUGGGAAAGGCGGAGGACGCGGCUGCUCCCGGCGGCGUGCGUUCGGGCUCCUCUCCAGGGAACCGCACCCUGUCGCAGACGGGUGACGGCAACCUUACACAGGCGCUCCUGGCGGCGCGCGUGGCAGCAGAGGCAGAGCGAAGCGCGGCGCAGCUGGAGCAGCGACAGGAGCUGUCGCGCCGUGCGUCGCAGGCAUCCCGUGCCGGCAGCGGCAGCGGCAGCGCGAGCGGCGCCAGCGACAGGACGGGUGGAAGCGGCAAGCCGCCGCGAGCUCCCGAACAGACGUCCUCGCCAGCGGCCGUGGCUGCGGGCCCGGCAGGCAGCAGGGAGGCCGCGGACCCGCGUUUGCAGGGAAUGUUGUUGAGUGAUGAGGAGGACGAUGAUGAUGACCUAGUGGACCUGAUGGAGGCAGAUGAUGACGUCCUCUUCGCGGGGUGCGGCGACGGGGACAGAGAAAGGAGCCGCGCGAGCGGCACAGGCGGCGGAAAGCGUGCGGCAGCGGCGCCUGCGGCGCUGACAGGUACCGUGGCGCAAGCGGAGUCAGCAGAAGGGGCGGGAGCAGCUGGGUCAGCGGCGCCUGCUGGGAGGGGCGCUGGUGGCAGCGGCAGCGGUGCUAGCAGCGGGAGCGGUGUGCUGGCCGGCGGCAGCCGCGGCAGCAGCGCGGAGAGUGCCGGUGCGCUCGCAGCACCUGGCGGGCGGAAGCGGGUGCAGGGCUCGGGCAACUCCCGGGGCGGCGCUGUCGCACAGGCAGGCCACGGCGCCGGUGUCGUGGCACCCCAGGCGGCGCAGCCUCUGUACGGACAGCCGUCGCAGGCGUUACUGUCGUACCAGCAGCAGUACUACAGCCAGCUGCAGCAACAGCAGCAGUACGCGCAGCACGGGGGUCAGGCGGCGCCGUCCAUUCCGGUGGUGCAGGUCGGCGAGGGGUUGCGCCAGCUGCAGAUGCAGCCGCGGAGAGCCUUCACGCCAGGGCAUACAAGUCGCUCGCCGGUGCGGGGCUCGGGCUAUGUGGUUGCAACCGCGUCCAACGCCCGGGUGUUGACACCGCCGGGCUCGCCGACGUCGCGGGGAGGCCCGUCGGGCGCCCAGCCAGUGCUCAGCGGCAACGUCGAGCCCGGCUCCGUCUACUCGGGCGCCAACAGCGCCCCACAGUCCUUCCUGAGCCGGGCGCCGUCCCCACCCAGCGCGGAGGCUGACGGUCGCGCCCACACACCGCACGGCCAGGGGCAACAGCAGCAUCCAGGCGGCCAGCACCCGCACAUUAGCGGCACCAGCAACAGCCCCAGCGGGUCUCACGACCACACCGCACCACACGUUGUAGACGGCGGCGGGCCUGAGGCAACGGCGGCGCUCCUGGCGGCGUUUGCUCCCACCACGUCACCACACCGGCACGGUGGGGGCUUCAACAUGAGCAGCUGGGGCUCACCCCACCACGGCGGCUGGGCGGCCGGAGGUGGAGGAGGCGGUGGCGGCGGCGGUGCAGGUCGCUUCUCGUCCACCAGUGCCGGCUACACGGCUGGUCUGGUAUACCGCUCGAUGCCUAUCAGCCAGGUGCCGGGUAGUGCGGCCGAAGACGGAGCUGCUGCGGGAGGCAGCGGCUUGGUGGCGCGGAGUUCAAUUAGCCCCGGGCGACUGAGUGGGCGGGCACCUACGCUAGGGCUCAUGCGCGACCGCCACGGCAGCGCCAACGCGUCGGGGCCCCUCGCCGCGGCAGCAGCUGCUGCAGUGGCGGCCGCUGGCUCCCGCACCGCCACCUCCCCGCACGCCAUGCGCCCCGCUACCUCUCCCUCACGAGCCCGCAGCUUCGCUUCCGUCGGAUCGGCAGUGGCCGGGCCUUUAGAGCCAGGUUAUGCCCGCGCCUACGCGGCGCCAUCUCGCCAAUCCUUGAAACGCGCCGCACACGGUACGCCGCCUGCGCCCCUGGUCAUGAGCGGUGUGGUCAUGUCGGCACCGGCAGCCGAGGGCGCCGACGGGGUGGCAGCCGGGCCAGGUGGCGAACCCGGUGCGGGCGUGGCGGGCGGAAUGCUCCGGGGUCCUAUGGUGCCUGCCAUGCCUCAGUAUCACCAUGCCCCGCCGCCCAUCCGGCACUGCGGCUUCGGGCCGCGCGCCGGUGGCCACGGCAGCCUCGCCGCCGCCUUCAGCGCCUCGUCAUCUCCGCCCACGUUAGCCAUGAGCGGCGCUGCCGGCACCGGGGGCACAGGCGCCGUGAAUGUGGCGCCAUCGGUGUUCUUGGGCAGUCGGGCAAAGGCGACAGACGAGAGGAUGAGGUUGGCGCUGCUGGCCAAAGUGCUGGCGGGAGGGGCGGGCGGUGGUGGGAAGGACCCGUCGCCGCCGCCGCAGCACCACCUGCUCAUGCUGGCGCACCAGCAGCAGCAGCACCAGGUGGCGAUUCAGCACGGGCACGGCGGGCCGGGCCACCAACAACAGCACCACACCUCGCCGGGCGGGGUGGCGGCAGAGGGCCACGCCGCUCCCCUCGCAGCUAAUGGAUUUGCGCCGGCUGCGUUGGCAGGUGCCGGCAGCGCUGGCCCCAUUCACCGGCAAGGCCCGCUGCCGCACCUACCAAACUCGGGCGCAGGAGAACAGGGGCACCCCGGUGGGUUCGUGCCGCACGUGGCGCUGCCUGCGGGACCCACCCUCGCUGGGCGCAUUGGCGGCGGCCUGGUGCCCGGGCAUGGACAGGGGCAGGGCCAGAGGGUGGCUGCCACACACGCGCACCAUCACGGCUCGUCUGCUCGUAGCUACAGCUUCGACAGCCCACGCAAUGGUGCCGUGUCGCAUGCCUGAGUCGCGGUCAUACUAUCAUACGACCGUCUACGAUUGCAAGGCUAAUAGCAGUGCGGAUUGCACGCGCAGACAUGCUUGUUGUAUCCCUACGUAUGGUGUUGUGGAAUGAGUGAUGGGUAUCUCCACGUUCGCAUGCAAUUGCUAGGCUCGGCUGUACGGUUGCAGUAGUUUCAUUAUUAGUAGUUAUUCAAGUAUGCCCCCUCAAGCGACCGGAUGCUAUGUGCACGCCGAUAAUGUGGCAUGUGUUACGGUACUCUGCAACAAUCUAAGCCGGCCGCAAGAGGCUGAUGGUGUCGUCAUGCGUUGUGUUAUGAUCGUAAGAUGUGUGGGUGCUACCAACGAAGAACGCAAGAAAGCCGGGGCGCGUCAUGCUUUGUGUCAUGAUGCGCACAAAACGAUACACGCUCUGCACAAGAGUGCAACCCUGCACGAGUAUGUUGUGACGCAGAUGCAUUGCCUGGGCGCUAUCUGCACGAAGUAUGCUUGUGAGUACGAAGGAACAGGGCUGAGGGAAGGGUGGCGAAGCAUUCUCGGGUGUGGGGCCAGGUCGAGGUGAGGAAUGGACGCGGGUGGGUUCGCAUUCGGGGUUCGUGGAAUGGAGAGGAUGAGUGGCGUCCCGGCGUCUUGUGGCCAUCUAGCUAUAUCGUGUGUUAUGGACAGUCCCAGGGACGCGGGAAUGGAGCAGGUGCGAUGGAUACAAACGCGGGUGGUUUGCAGGGUGUGCUUCGGCAAUGGCACCGACCGCAGCCAGGAGCCUGUGCCACGGCGUCCCGCCGGAAGUGGGGCGUGCAUGCGGCAUAGAGCAUCAGCCAGGCCCCUGCGACACCUGGAUGGGACCACCAACCCGGCA